AUGUUUGGAAACAUUGCACAAAGACUCGCUGGAAAGAACAUUCUUAUUACAGGUGCCUCCACUGGUAUCGGCUACCACACCGCCAAGUAUUUUGCAGAGGCCGCCAAGGGUGACCUCAAGCUCGUGUUGGCUGCAAGAAGAAAAGAAAAGCUCGAGGCAUUGAAGGCCGACUUGCUCAAGGACUACCCUUCGAUCAAGGUUCACAUCGAUGUGCUGGACGUGUCCAAGGUUAACACCAUCGCUCCAUUUUUGAAGUCGUUGCCAGAAGAAUUUGCCAUCGUCGACGUCCUUGUCAACAACGCCGGUAAGGCAUUGGGAUUGGACGCUAUUGGCUCUGUUGACUCUGCGGACGUCGAGGAAAUGUUCGAAACCAACGUCUUGGGUAUGAUCCAGUUGACCCAAUUGGUUGUCAAGCAGAUGAAGGAGAGAAACUCUGGUGAUAUUGUCCAGCUAGGCUCGGUUGCAGGCAGAAACCCAUACCCCGGUGGAGGUAUCUACUGUGCCACCAAGGCGGCAUUGAGAUCCUUCACUCACGUGUUGAGGGAGGAGUUGAUCAACACCCACAUCAGAGUAAUCGAAAUCGAACCAGGUAACGUUGCCACCGAGGAAUUCUCUCUCGUCAGAUUCAAGGGUGACCAGUCCAAGGCCGAGAAAGUUUACGAAAACACCACUCCUCUGUACGGUUCCGACAUUGCUGAGUUGAUCUUGUUUGCUGUCUCCAGACCGGCAAACACCGUCAUUGCCGAAACCUUGGUCUUCGCCACUAACCAAGCCUCGGCCUACCAUAUCUACAGAGGAUCCCUCGACAAAUAA
Molecule: messenger RNA, 813 nt
Organism: Pichia membranifaciens NRRL Y-2026
Lineage: Eukaryota; Fungi; Ascomycota; Pichiomycetes; Pichiales; Pichiaceae
Exons: 1
Coding region: 1-813 (270 amino acids)
Cellular component (GO): cytosol
Molecular function (GO): oxidoreductase activity
Source: RefSeq, a predicted model, not a curated record